AUGUUGUCGAAUGAUGGAGGUUUCAUCAGUAGGCUCAUCAUAUGGCUGCUAGUAGUAGUAGUAGCAGGAACUGCACAUGCAGCUCGUAUUCAUCUUCCAAAGAACACAUCAGUUGUAAAUGGAAGGCCAAGUCUCUUAAGCAAUGGCCUUGGUCUUACUCCACCCAUGGGGUGGAACAGCUGGAACCACUUUGGGUGUAAGAUUGAUGAGCGUUUGAUUAGAGCAACAGCUGAUGCAAUGGUGUCCAGCGGCCUAGCAGGCUUAGGGUAUAAGUACAUAAACAUUGAUGAUUGCUGGGGAGAACUCAACAGAGAUUCUCAGGGGCACUUGGUUCCCAAAGCUUCAACCUUUCCAUCAGGAAUUAAAGCACUCGCAAACUAUGUUCAUAGAAAGGGCCUGAAGCUUGGAAUCUACUCAGAUGCAGGAAUACAGACUUGUAGCAAGACCAUGCCAGGAUCGCUUGGCCAUGAAGAGCAGGAUGCGAAAACAUUUGCCUCCUGGGGUGUUGAUUACUUGAAAUAUGACAACUGUGAAAACACAGGGAUUGGCCCAAAGGAAAGGUUCCCUAAGAUGAGUAAGGCCCUACUAAACAGUGGAAGACGUAUAUUUUUCUCCCUAUGUGAAUGGGGACAAGAAGAUCCAGCAACUUGGGCCCCGAGUAUUGGAAACAGUUGGAGAACAACUGGUGAUAUUGAAGAUAACUGGAAUAGAAUGACAAAUAAUGCAGACCAAAAUGACAACUGGGCAUCACAUGCUCGUCCUGGUGCAUGGAAUGAUCCAGACAUGCUUGAAGUUGGUAAUGGAGGGAUGACCAAAGAGGAGUAUCGUUCUCACUUCAGCAUAUGGGCAUUAGUAAAAGCUCCUUUGCUGAUUGGAUGUGAUGUGCAAUCAAUAGAUCGGGCAACUUUUGAACUGCUAAGCAACAAGGAGGUUAUUGCUGUCAAUCAAGAUAAGCUAGGCAUUCAAGGGAGAAAGGUUAAGAAAUAUGGUGAUCUUGAGGUUUGGGCUGGACCAUUAGCUCAUAAGAGGGUAGCUGUUAUUCUAUGGAAUAGAGGAUCUUCACCAUCAAAUAUAACUGCAUAUUGGUCUGACAUAGGCCUUCAGCCAACAACUAUAGUGGAUGCUCGGGAUUUAUGGAGGCAUUCAACUCAGUCUGGUGUCAAAUAUCAACUUUCUGCUCAAGUUGAAUCUCAUGCAGUUAAUAUGUACAUCUUAACACCUCAUGCGUGAAAUUUCUUCCACCUGCGGACCAAGCCAAAUAGCUCAAGCAGAAGUCUUAUUGCAUGAUCAACAGGGAGAGGAAAAGAUUAUUCAAGAAGGAAAACAAAAAUUACGUGCAAAACAUGUCUGACAGUCCAUCAUGUUGUAUACUACCCAAUAUAGAAGUGAUGUAUUUGGACAUUAGUUUCAGAAAACACAAGUGAUAUUUGACUAGAUUCCUGCUGAUUAUUGAAAAUCAAGAAUCAUAACCGUACUACUCCCGAA
This is a messenger RNA of Spinacia oleracea (spinach), 1485 nucleotides long. Its product is annotated as alpha-galactosidase. Gene Ontology annotation, biological process: carbohydrate metabolic process. Gene Ontology annotation, cellular component: plant-type cell wall. The record is from RefSeq and is a predicted model, not a curated record. Gene Ontology annotation, molecular function: hydrolase activity, hydrolyzing O-glycosyl compounds. The transcript is spliced from 15 exons. Bases 1 to 1230 code for a protein of 409 amino acids. NCBI's taxonomy places the organism in Eukaryota, Viridiplantae, Streptophyta, Magnoliopsida, Caryophyllales, Amaranthaceae.